Rhododendron vialii is the source of this 804-nucleotide messenger RNA. RefSeq lists its product as uncharacterized. The transcript is spliced from 4 exons. The record is from RefSeq and is a predicted model, not a curated record. NCBI's taxonomy places the organism in Eukaryota, Viridiplantae, Streptophyta, Magnoliopsida, Ericales, Ericaceae. Bases 1 to 804 code for a protein of 267 amino acids.
AUGCUCUCACCAUUGAAGGAGGAGGCUGUGGGUGCGCCUCUUGUGCCUGCUGGUUCUGGGCUGGACUUGCCCUCCGAGUAUCAGAGCUUUGAGGAUAUCAUUGGCUUACUAAUUUUUGGUUUUUGGUCGGAAUCAGCUUGUGACAAGCCAGGAGCAGUGUGCCAGGACCCACGACUCAUUGGCGGAGAUGGGAUCAUGUUUUACUUUCACGGCAGGAAAGACAAGGACUUCUGCUUAGUGUCCGAUCCUACACUCCAUAUUAAUGCUCAUUUCAUUGGGAAGAAAAGCAAGAAAGGAAGAGAUUUCACUUCGGUCCACUCGAUUGGGAUCUUGUUUGGGCAUCAUCAAUUCUACCUAGAAGGAAGAACUGUUUUGAAAUGGCAGGAAUCAACUGAAAACAUGCUGAUCCAUUUGAAUGGAGAAUUUAUCGUGUUGCCAAAUGGAGAGGGUAAAACAUGGAAAUCACCCGAAACAGGAUUAGGAAUCAAGGGUUCAUGGUUACAUGUGACAGAAGAGGAUUGCUUUGCGCAUUUGGAGCUGAAUUUCAAGUUUGAGUCCAUAAGCAAGACGGUGGAUGGAGUUUUGGGGCAGACCUAUAGACAAAAUUAUCAAAGUCGAGUCAAAAUGGCCACUCCGAUGCCAGUCAUGGGUGGGGCAGAGAAGUUUGCUUCUUCUCAUCUGUUUGCCACUGACUGCUCGGCAUCAAAGUUCGGGUUAAGGAAAGAGGAAGAUGGAGAUGGAGUGGCGUUGAGGGUCGAAAGUGGAAGUAGUAUUGAGGGGAAGGGUAUUUUGUGCCAGAGGUGA